UUUCAGGUAACAGGGGUAAAGUCUGAGCUUCUGUAGGGUAAAAAAACAACAAAAAAACAAACAAACCAAAAUGAUCUUUCUAAUGGACCUCCAGAUGAUGCUGCUAGAUGUCAUUUACUUCAUCCUGAGAAAUUCUUUGCGGGUUAUCUUGCCUCCAUGCACCAAGCCCAUUGAUGGCGAGCUGGUGCUCAUAACCGGAUCAGGCGGUGGCCUGGGCCGUCUCUUUGCUCUGGAAUUCACCAAGCAUGGGGCAGAAGUGGUGCUGUGGGACAUUAAUAGCAAUUCCAAUGAGCAGACAGCCAAGCUGGUGCAUGAGAUGGGGGGAAAGGCAUACACCUACGCAGUGGACUUAACCAGCCGGGAAGACGUGUACCGCAACGCAGAGCUUAUGAGAAAGGACCUCGGCCGGGACGUUACAAUACUAGUGAACAAUGCUGGAGUGGUGGCUGGGAAGCGCAUCCUAGACUGUCCUGAUGAGCUGAUUGAGAGGACUAUGAAAGUCAACUGUCAUGCUCUGUUCUGGGUGAGAACUCAAUUUUGCCCCCAAAUGAAGGCCCAGAAUCACGGACACAUCCUGACCAUUGCCAGCGUCCUCGGCCUCUUCAGCACAGCUUGUGUGGAGGAUUACUGUGCCAGCAAGUUUGCUGCAGUGGGCUUCCAUGAGUCUCUGGCCCACGAGCUGCUGUCUGAGGAGGUAGAAGGAGUGAAGACAACCCUUGUGUGUCCCUACAUCGUGGACACGGGCAUGUUUGAAGGCUGCAAGAUAAGGGAGGAAGUGGAACUGCUCCUGCCCCCUCUGGAGCCCCAGUAUUGUGUUGAGCAGGCUAUGAACGCCAUCCUGGUAAACCAGCCAUUAGUGUGUAUCCCUCGCCUCACCUACCUGCCUAUUCUUUUCAGGGCGUUGUUGCCAUGGGAAUCUAACGUGACCGCUUAUCGCUUCAUGGGUUCUGACAAGUGCAUGUACCCCUUUAUUGAAACCACGAAAAAACAAGUGACAAAUGGCUCUGUUGCAGUCGCCUAGUCAUACAUUUUUACACAAAGAAACAACUUUAGGAGUACAAAUGUUAACAAUACCUUCAAAGGUAUUUCAAAGGGUCCACAAUACAUCAGACAGGACAAAAAAAAAGAAAGAAAAAAAUGUGGGUUUUGUGAACAACAGGCCAAAUUGUCCAUCUGCUGCCAUGAGUCAGUCAAAUGGAUAUAAUAAAACAGACUUUACAUUUUCAGGCUGAUCAUUUGGAAGUCUGUACUGGAUGACAACUCAGCCAAGUAGUCAUCAGCCUCCAAGAAGAUUUCAAUAAUGCUCAUAUGAAAUGUAAAGUGCCCUUGAAAUGUUUUCACCAUAAAUCUGUGAAAUGCCCAAACAGUGAUUAAAUCCUACACUGAUCCAAAUGGGAAAGCUUCUUUAAUAGCUGUUAUGCAAUCCUCUAUACUCUGUUAUAUUCACAUAUAAUAAAAUGACCUAAAACAACACCUACAAAUGCUGUUAGAACACAGCAAGCGACGCGUCUGGUGCAUUGUUUUCCUGUAAAGAUCAUAAACUGUAAGCAAGCAAAAGUAAGUAACACUGCAAAAGGGGAAUUUUAUUAAUCUUUCUCUAUGUAGACCAAGAAUAAUAACCUUAAUAAUAAUGCAUCUAGUAUUUAUGAUGUAUGACUUACAUAUAAAAAUAUGUAAUCAGAAUCAGAAUUGUCAGAAUAAGAACUGUCCCUUCUAGAAAAAAGAUGCUUAGCUCCACUGACUGAAUGCUAAUAUGGACUUUUGAGUGGAAAAUUCUGGACAAACUGCACUUGCAGAUCAUGCAUGUAUGAGUGCACGUGUAGUUUACGUAGUAGAAGAAGGCUAAAAAGUAUUGCUAAUCUCACAAGACAGAAGUGACACUUCUGUCUUGUGAGAUUAGCAAUACUAAUCACAGUCACUGGACAAACAUUCUCUAAUUUUAUGCAAGUGAACGAGUAUGACUAACGAUGAAACAUUUCCUGCAGCACAAUGUGGUGUUGUAAAUGUCUCCGGUCAUAAUUCCCAGAAUGAGCUCUUGUUUGUGCACUCAAGGAAGAACAACUGAAAAGUCUUGGAUGAGAAGAUUCAGAUCAUACACAUUUGUUUUUAUGAAGCAAAUAUUUGGUUAUAACGCAACAAACAAUUAAUAGGACUGUUAAAGUAAAUACUGUAAAACGAACCCUGAAUUCAAUUAGCAGAAUCAAUAUUUAUUCAGAUAUAGAUUUACUGUAAUGAUACCUUCAACCACUGAAUCGGACAUUAAAGAUGCAAUAAAAGCAAUUUUAAGUAUUUUCUAUAAAAAUGUUAGCAAGCUACCUUGAAUAUGGUUAUGAAAGAGGGGGCGAAACUUUAAUUACAGAAUAGGUUUUCAAAGCCACUACCUGAGUGACAUGCUGUUAGUACUGUGUUGGUACCCUGUUUAUGUCUUAAGAACCACCCUCACUUUUUAUGGCACAAAUUAAAUUCAACAAGGUGCUGGAAACAUGGAUUUUGGUCCAUAUUGGCAUGUUUGCAUCACACAGUUGGUGCAGAUUUGUCAGCUGCACGUCCAUGAUGCCAAUCUCCAGAUCCACCGAAUCCCAAAGGUUAAACAAUGCUCAAGGGCCCAAAGUGUGCCAAGAAUAAUUCCCCACAGCUUUACAACAGCAACAUACUGAACUGUUAACACAUGACAGGGUUGAUCUACGCGUUCAUGUCAUUUACUUCAAAUUCUCACCCCACCAUGUGAAUACUGCAGCAGAAAUCGAGGCUCAUCAGACCUGCAAUGUUUUUCCAAUUUUCUAUUGUCCAAUAUUUGUGAGCCCAUGUUUAUUGUAACCUCAGUUUCCUGCUCAUAGUGUCUUAGUCUUCUGUUGUCGUAGCCCAUCUGCUUCAGUGCUCCAUGUGCUGUGUAUUCAGAGGUGUCUUUGACGCAUGCAGAGCGAUCCAGCGUUUUCAAUGGAGCAAAUGUUUCAUCAGUCAUCCAAGUGACUUCUUCAGUCUCAGGAGCGUACAGGUUGCCGAGAACUUAUUUGCACAAGCUUAGUUUCUUGAUUUGCAUAUUAACAAUCAUGAAACUAAGCCCAUGGCUCAUUGUUAUGCAAUGGUGCUAGUUUUGGUCAUCAUGCAAAUGCACUGUUUAUAAGGUUUGGGAAACCUGCAGUCAGCUGGGACUCAAGAUGUCAUUUGGAUGAGUGAUUAAACGCUCCUCUGACUGAAAACGCUCUGUUGUCAUGAACAGAAUCAACUUUCAGGCAAUAUGUUCAGACGUGAUCAUCUGCAUGUGGUUAUUUGAGUUACUUCCGCUGGCCUAUCAGCUCCGAGAAGUCUGGCCAUUUUCACCUGACCUCUGGUAUCAAAAAGGCUUUUUCACCCAGAAAACUGCCCCUUACUGGAUAUUUUCUCUUUUUCAGUAAACAACUUGCUACGAAAUAGUUAUUUGCUGCAGAUGCUGUUGACAGUAUCAUAAACAGUUGAAUAUUGAGUC
This is a messenger RNA of Haplochromis burtoni (Burton's mouthbrooder), 3466 nucleotides long. RefSeq names its product retinol dehydrogenase 10-A. Gene Ontology annotation, cellular component: lipid droplet. Gene Ontology annotation, molecular function: oxidoreductase activity, acting on the CH-OH group of donors, NAD or NADP as acceptor. The record is from RefSeq and is a predicted model, not a curated record. Lineage: Eukaryota; Metazoa; Chordata; Actinopteri; Cichliformes; Cichlidae.